AUGAUCGUGAGCCAAGAAAUAUACAUAAUAAUCAUGGCGGAUUUGAUCAGUUCUGACGACAAAGAGAAGUCGAUAUAUUUGUUACAAAUUCAAUAUCUGGAUAAGCAGCUGGAGAGACGUCAGCUCCAGUGUGACCAGCUGGAGAAACAGAACAAAGACCUGUCCUCCGGCUGCAGCGUGCUGAAGACGGACAAGACCGACAUCGCCACGUACCUGAAGCACUCGUUCGUUGAAAAAGAUCAGAAGUUGGAGGAGCUGGCCGAGCAGCUGGAGAGUCAGCCGCAGGCGGCCGAGCUGGAAGUGGAGGCUCUGAAGCUUCAGCUGAGUGGACAUCUGAAGGAGCUGCAGGACCGGACCGACCAGCAGAACUCAGAGAACAUCAAGCUGGUGGCUAAGUUUGUGGAGCAGCAGGAGCUGGAGGAGCAGCUGAGGCAGCUGACGGAGCAGCAGUCCGACAUGGAGUCUGUGAAGAAGCAGCUUCUCCGGCAGAGUGAAGCGUAUGGAUCUGUCAUCAGCACCCUGAAGGAGAAAAGAGAGUUUGAGCGGAAGAAGGUAUUACGGAAGAUGUGGUCCACGGAGGUAGAUUACAUCGAGACGAAGACGUCGCACAUCAUCCAGGAGGAGAGGGCUCAGCAUGGAGAGCUUCAGGAGAAGGUCGAGGUCCUUCUGAACAAGAACAAGGUUCUGUGGAAAGAGAAGAGCUACCUGCAACGACAGAAACUUUUUCUUCUCAUAGAGAUGGACAAGAUGAGGGAAAACACCAAAGAGCUCACAGAGAAGAACUUCAGCUGCAAGAUGGAGGUGGAGCAGCUGACGAUGAGGAGGCAGCAGGUGAAGGUGGAGCUGAAGGACUGUGGCAUCGCCCACCAGAGCCUGCUGGUGGAGGAAGAGUCUCUCAGACAGCUCCUGACCUCAGUGUCGGAGGAGGGACGUCAGAAAACAGCUGAGUCAGAUCGGCUGAGGGCGGAGCUCCAGAGGGAGACGAGCAGCAGGAGGCAGCUGGAGGCCGCCAUGCAGGAAGCAGCCGCCGUCCUCAGCCGCAUCCUGACGGACUCACAGAAGACGUCCAAGACUCAGGGUAAGAUGCUGAGGCUGCUGGAGAUCCUGCAGAGCUCCGUCCACGAGGGACCAGGAUCCACGCCUGAGGGGAGCAGUGGAGGACAGAAACCCCAGACCACUGACCCCCAACCAGCCAGAACAGAGACCCUGAACCUGUCUACAGAUCCGUCAUUCCUGAUGGCCCGCUUCAGACCAGGAGACCUGGGCCUCGUACCCCGGCCCUCGUGGAAACACCAACCAGUCUUCUCCAGGACCGGAGCUCAGCCGCCUCCCAACAGUAAAACUCUCUGAUCCAGAGGCCUUCACCUCCGCAGACCGCAGACCGCUGAUCCAGAACCAGAACCAGAACCAGUCAACAG
This is a messenger RNA of Anoplopoma fimbria (sablefish), 1418 nucleotides long. Its product is annotated as cilia- and flagella-associated protein 157-like. The transcript is spliced from 10 exons. The record is from RefSeq and is a predicted model, not a curated record. Lineage: Eukaryota; Metazoa; Chordata; Actinopteri; Perciformes; Anoplopomatidae. The coding region runs from base 1 to 1350 and encodes 449 amino acids. Gene Ontology annotation, cellular component: cilium; ciliary basal body. Gene Ontology annotation, molecular function: microtubule binding.